This is a messenger RNA of Ophidiomyces ophidiicola, 2262 nucleotides long. RefSeq lists its product as uncharacterized. The transcript is spliced from 12 exons. Gene Ontology annotation, molecular function: potassium ion transmembrane transporter activity. NCBI's taxonomy places the organism in Eukaryota, Fungi, Ascomycota, Eurotiomycetes, Onygenales, Onygenaceae. Gene Ontology annotation, cellular component: membrane. The record is from RefSeq and is a predicted model, not a curated record. Gene Ontology annotation, biological process: potassium ion transmembrane transport. Bases 1 to 2262 code for a protein of 753 amino acids.
AUGGCAGAAGGCUACAUCCCAGUAGAUGACGAUGAAGAUGACGGGGACGCGAUACGACGCGAUGAAUGUGCCAGCACAGCUGCCAGAUCGUCUUUGCUUGAUAGAACAGCGUUCGAUCCAGAGAGCAGUGGUACGAUUGUGAACCAAGAUACAUCGUCGUUCGACUCGCUGCAAGACCAUCAUCCAAAACAGUCUGUACCCUGGUAUCUGAUUUUAAGAAACGAGUUCCAGGAGCUCCAAGGAUGGGCUUCGAUGUGGCUAGCAUACCAGUCCAUCGGUGCAAUUUAUGGGGAUAUAGGGACCAGUCCUCUCUAUGUCUUCUCAGCAGUGUUCACCACCCCCCCAGAGUCAAUCGACUUACUGGGGGCUUUGUCACUAAUAAUUUGGGCACUAAUACUUAUUGCCACUGUUAAGUAUGUGGGCAUUGUCCUAUGCGCCAAUAACGACGGCGAGGGCGGUUCCUUUGCACUCCUUUCUCUGAUUCGACGCCAUAUCCCACUAGAUUGGCGCGAUUCAAUAUCAGAUCACAGUGACCUACAGACUUACAAGGAAAAGGAGCUCAAGGGCCCAAAUUCAUUUGUAAGAAAUGCAAUACAACAAAGCCAUGUGGCCAAACGUGCGGUUACUAUUUUGGCUGUGUUGGGUGUUUGUAUGGUUAUUUCUGAUGGCGUUAUUACUCCUGCACAGUCAAUCCUGGGAGCCGUUCAGGGAAUCAAGAUUGCCGCUCCCGAUAUGUCAACAAACGUCGUGGUAGUGGUAACUUGCAUUCUAAUAGUCGUUUUAUUUACUAUACAGCCAUUCGGAACCUCACGACUCAGCAACUUUUUUGCUCCGAUCGUAAUGGUUUGGUUAAUAUUCAACAUGUCUUUUGGAAUUUAUAAUUUGGUUUUUUUCGAUCAUAGCGUUCUCCAGGCAUUUUCUCCUCGUCUUGCAGUUGAUUACAUGAUUAGACAUCGCUUCAAUGGCUGGCGUUCACUUGGCGGGAUUCUCUUAUCAUUUACUGGGGUUGAAGCAUUGUUUGCCGAUCUUGGCGCGUUCUCAGUGAAGCAAGCGGCUUUCAUAAGUGGUCACCCAGAUGCGAUUGUAAACCCAUUGUUUAAGGCUGUCCCUCCAGGAAUGUACUGGCCAACACUGAUUUUAUCAAUAUUGGCAUCUAUCGUAGCAUCGCAGGCUAUGCUCACUGGGACGUUUCAGCUUAUCUCACAAGCCAUCCGUAUGGCAUAUCUACCCCGGAUUAGACGUGUUCACACUUCAAAACGUGUUACCAGCCAGAUAUAUAUUCCACUGGCCAACUGGUUGAUGAUGCUUGGCUCAUUGGCUGUCACUUCAGUAUUUAAAACUACUACUCGGAUUGGCAAUGUCUAUGGUGUAUGCGUGGUCGGGGUCAGCUUUAUCACCACUUGGCUCGUCACCCUGGUGGCUGUUAUUAUUUGGAAUCUCCACAUUUUAAUAGUCCUUCCCGUAUUCCUUUUUAUUGGCUUCUUUGAUGUUCUAUUUGUUGGUGCGGCUCUUGCUAAAGUGCCAGCAGGCGGUUGGUUCACGGUCAUUAUGGCAUCUAUUCUCACAAGCACCUUGCUCAUGUGGAGCUAUGGUGAAGGGUGCCAGUUCCAUGCAGAGCGAGAUGAGAGCGCCUCCCAGUCAACGAUAUUUACCUCCCACGAUCAAUUAUGGCUUCGAGAUGGAAAAGCAGAAUAUUCAGUCAAAACUAUCAGAGGCAUUGGCGUAUUCCUUAUUGAGCCCAAUUCGAGAUCACCCCCUGUUUUUGAUCAUUUCAUCAAAAAGUUCGAAGCAACACACGAAAUUUCUAUUCUUCUUCAAAUUAGACCCCUUAUGAAGUACUCAGUUGCUGUUAAAGAUCGGUUCACGCUGACCGCUACUAAUGUUACCGGGUUAUAUCGCGCAACACUUCGAUACGGCUAUGGAGACACGCCAUCUUGGGAUUCUUUCGAGGAAAUGCUGACAGAUGAGCUCGGAAUUCGCUGUCCCACUGAAGAAGUUGAUUCUUCUCGUCACACCCACCCUAAUACAAGUAUUGAUUCGGAUUCAAUCCCGCUAACGGGUUCAACCGGCCAUGCAGUCACUAAACCCAUCACUUACGUUAUCGGGCGUGACAAGCUUUAUGUACGAAAGAACUCUGGGCUAAUUCGAAGGGUUAUCCUGGCCAUAUUUACAUAUCUGAAGGGCCAUGAGAAAACAAAAUUGUCUAGGCUGAACGUCCCAGUCGAUCGGCUUGUAGAGGUUAGUUUUUCCAAAGCGAUAUAG